Messenger RNA from Hyaloscypha bicolor E, 4455 nucleotides. RefSeq lists its product as uncharacterized. Lineage: Eukaryota; Fungi; Ascomycota; Leotiomycetes; Helotiales; Hyaloscyphaceae. The transcript has 2 exons. The coding region runs from base 1 to 4455 and encodes 1484 amino acids. The record is from RefSeq and is a predicted model, not a curated record.
AUGGAGGGGAGAAGGGUUUAUACGCCGGCGAACAGGCAGUUGCAGACGGGAUUUCCCAGGCCAAACUUGCGCGAUCCGUCACCAAGUGCUAGACCGGAAGUACAAAAGCCCGGAACAGGUUCGAGGUUUGGAUUUGGAAGGGCGGCGAGCAAGGCGGUCAGGGCGGAUCCCCCGGAGUUGAGGGCGAAGUCGUCCCGGAAUGUGCUGAGAAGGAAGCCUUCUUCUAUAGCGCAGAAUUCAGAGAGUCCUCGGGCUCCCAUGGAUAGAUCCAUCUCUUCAUCACCAACGAAAUGGACCCCGUCGCAUGUGGAGAAGAGGCCGAGCAUUGAUGCUUCACUCCGAGCGGCUGAAGCAUACAAUGAGAUAUUCACCAGGACCAGAGCGAGGGCGCCACCUACGAAUGAGGCUCCGAGGAUCAUUCCGGAGCUGGAUAGGUAUCGAUCAAUACCAGAUCAGAACUGCAGACCUGCCGCCGAGGUACCGCACAAACUGUCAACUCAAGAUCUACCCCCACCUACUCCACUAUUAUCUGGGACUCCUGUCUAUUCCGGUAGCAGCAGUCAUCACAGGUAUAGUGGUUACAGUGGAAGUGGCUACAGUGGCAGUCCAUCAACACGCUUCUCUGAGUCUCCCGGUCCCGGCGCUUACAGCAGGGAUACGACACCAACAUCCAUGUCAUCCAUGUCUCCUGGGAUCAUAGCUCCCCUGAAGACCCCUUCACGAGUUCGACAAGGCAGUCCAGCCGUGAACAGGCCUCCGGUCACUAUGAGAGGACGGUCUGGAAGUAAUUCUAAUGAGACCGAGGCCCCGGCUGCCGAGCCACAUAGUCUCACGCCCUUGCGAGAGUCACUCACUUCGUCAUCAUCGAACUCGACUGUGAAGGGGGAGAAGGGGGAUGGAAAUACGAAAGAGAAGAAGAAAAAGAAGAGGCUUUCGCCGUUGCCACCUAGUCCGCCACCGCGGAAAUCGUCACAGAAGUUCAAGAAGAAUCGCCCUGAGGAGCAGGAGUCGCCUUCCAAGCCAUCACAAGCACCAGCACAGCUGGUCAUGACUUCUCCUGAACUGUCAUCGCCGGCAAAGCCAAGACCGGUGCCUUCGCAUACCCGUCAAAAGAGCAACCCUCCGGUGCGACCCAGCAGAGAAGGAGCCCCUGAUCUGCAAUCACAGUUGCAGCACACCAUGACUCCAAUCAUCCAGAGCAAUCUUGCCGGCAUCAGCUUCUCAGAUCGAAGACGCAGUGCGCUGCCUGGGGUCACUGUUAGUUCUCCAUUGCAAACUCAACUUCCAUCACCAGCAUCUCGUCGUCCUUCAAACGGCUCACCAAGCCCUGCCAUAGCCUCACCAAGAGAAGGGACACCUGCGCCUUCUGGUCUGGGUCUCAUUCCAGACUUGAGGCCUCCGAGCAAGUCUGCCUCUUCUACUGGUACUCGAACCCCGAGUCCGAGUGUUGCGAACAGCAGACCGCGUUUCGGACUAUUCGGACGAAGGACAAAGACCGCUCCUGGGGUUCCGACAGUUGAAAAGACGGUGAGAAAAGGACCGGCAGCUGGGACUGGACAUGAAGGAUAUGGCAGAUAUGCUGUCCGGGGUCGAAGUAGCAGUGCUGGCGGUCUGGGUCGAGGUCGAGACCGCAGCAUGAGCGGCGCCAGCUCAUCUCAAGAAAGCGUCGCGAUACAUGAUCCCUUCCUGCUCGAGCGAAUGAGCCCCGUCAUCAUCGCCGGCGGAGGAGACAUCAUCGAGAACCGAAAUGCGUCUUCGGAGUUAAGCCGCUCGGAGAGUAACACGAGCAUCUCAUUGGCCGGGACCUCACACCCAUCGUCCAAUAAGUCCAGCCUCAGCCACGAGGCGGCCCGUACCACUCUCUGGCCGUCCGCGCUUCCCCGGGAUGCUGCCAAACGGCAAUCUGCCAUCGCUCUACCAAAAGGUCGUCGACCUUCUGAUAGCAGCGAUGAUGGAAUCGGGAAGAACUCUUUAGCUUUCCGGCGGUCGAUGCAGCGAUUGAACAAUUCUGCAAGUGCGCUGCAUCUCCCGCGCCCGCUGAACAUCUCCAAGAUCACCGGCCCGGGAUCGAUGACUAGCUUGGACGCGAGUAUCAUGUCUGAUGAGUCGCAGGUUGACAUGCAAGUUGAGGUUGGCAGAGGUCGCAAAGGAGUCAUCACCAAGCCCAAGAAGCUGGAGAAACGUCCCAAGUCGCCGAGGAAGUGGAACUUCUUCCACCGGUCGCAACCCAAGACGGAGACACCAGCUCCAAUGCAAGUCACGGUGGGCAAACUCGCUGCCAAGCCCAUACCGCAUUAUGCUAUGCUGGACUCUUCGGAUGAGCAGCAGGAUCCGCUGGGCAUUCCGGACUUGGAGGAUAUCCUCCGUGACGCCGAUGUCAUUUCCCUGUCGAACGAGGAGCUGGACUUGCUGCAGUUUGGUGAGACACGGGAGGAGGCGAAGGAAAUGCCAGAGGUAGAGUCAGUGCCGGAGGAGAAGCCUCCAGUCAUCUUCACCACACCGGAACCAACGACUCCAGAACCACCAAAGACAGACCUCCAUCUCGUCAAAGAGACAGCACCAACUCGCCCCAGUCGACUGCCACAAGUUGGAAGGAUACCCAAGGUUAUCUCCGCUCGACCAGAAACAACAUCACCAAAAUCUUUCUCCCGACCCUUCGCACGCCUCAGCACCAUACAACCUGUCCAAGUCCAGCUCACAACAAUCGAUAGAGACUCCGUCGCCGUUGGCCCCAGCCCCGAGAAACCAUCAACUCCCGAACCCCUCCUUGUCGUGCGCAAAGACGACCGACAAAGCUCCGCGGACUCCAAGACCGACAGCACGGCUGCCAGUCACAAGGACUUCCUUGCCUUCUCACCACGCAAAAACUCUGAAGCUACAACAAGCUCUUCUGGCGGAUUGAGUUUCGCAGGCACUACAGCUGUGAUACCCGAGCCGGACGCUGCGCUUGUGGAAGAUGAAGUGUGGAAUGAAUAUGAUGACCUGAUUGAAACCCCCAACAAUGACAACGAUGACACGAUCAAAGUUCCCACCUCCGCAACAUCCUCGCACGGUGUACCAUUCCAAUACGAGAGCUACGAGUCUCGCAGGAUACGGAAGAGCAAGAUCCAGCCUCCCAAGGAAUCGCCUACUGUGACAAAGUUCCCCUCCAUCAAGGAGCAGGCCGUCGAAAGACGUUCGGCGAUGUCCACUUCCAGUACCUAUAGCGCGGACAUGAAUGCUAGGAUGAAAGAUCUGCUUACUACGGUCCCGUCUCCUACUACACCGAUGAGCUUCACGGAAUUCUUCUCCGGGUAUGGAGAUCGCAAUACCUCAACCCCGGGCUCAUCAGCUCGCAAACCUCAUCAGCGUACAUCCAGCAGCAACUCUCCCAAGCCUCACCGCGAUUCCGAUGGUUCAAACAAGUCCAGCCACUCGCGCUCGCUAUCUGCAAACGCGAUGCUCUCUAUCCCAGAACAGGAAAUGGAAAGAAGAGAGGAGUCGCCGAUCAGCCAGGUUAAUCUGAGGGUGGGGAGUAUGACGGUUAGUAAGUGGUUGACAUUCGGACACGUGCUGUUCAGUCCUGCAAAGGAGGAGAUCAUCGCUUCCUCCCCUUCUUCCUCCAAGACGCACUCGAUUCUUGUUAUCGACGGCCUUGGAAAUGACGACUGGUCCUUCUACGCCUCCGAAACCUACCCCAACAGCACAUUCUACAACCUCUCAUCAACCCGCCCCAUCUCCCCUUCCUCUCAACCUUCGCACCCCUCAAUCCAAACUCCACCAAAUCAUCGCCAAGUACACUACCCAUCACCCUCGCAAAAAUUCCCCUUCCCAAGCUCCACCUUCUCACUCGUGGUUUUCCGCUUCCCACCAGCAAUGUCGCUUUCGCAUUACGGCAAUAUCGUGAGUGAAAGCAAGCGGGUCCUCAAACCAGGCGGAUUCCUCGAGAUGGCGAUCCUGGACGUCGAUAUGCUGAACAUGGGCAACCGCGGUCGGCGCGCAGUCCGCGGUCUCAAACUCCGCCUGCAGCAGACGGACCCGGGACUCGUGAUCGGAUCUGCAUCGGAUGUUAUUUUGAAGACGGUGGGGAAGAGGGGGUUCACGAGCGUGAAGAGCUGUAAUGUGGGCGUGCCUGUUGCGUCAGCGAUUCCUAGCCCCGCGGAACGAGCUGCGAAGGCUGCGCAUCGGGGUAAGGAGUCUCAGGAACUCAGUCUCACGGAUCUGCUGAGGAGUUCGAGCAAUGCGAGUGACAAGAUCGAUGCGAAGGAGGUAGAUGACAAUAUCACGAAGAUGGUUGCGAAAGUGGGGAGGUUUUGGUACACGCGGUGUUAUGAGGGGGUGGGGGGUGGGAAGGAGAGUAUAUUUGAAGACCAGGCGCUGUUGCAGGAGUGCGAGGGGUGGAACUCGAGCUUCAAACUCGUGGUGGCGUACGCCCAAAAGCCCGUCCAAGGGAGGAGACGGACGAACAGUGUAUAA